CACAAAUUUCCAUUUUACGGUAAAUGGAAAUAAAUAUCUUUUUUUCCCGAUUGCUUCGUCAUUAACUAUUCCAUUUCUCAUAUUUCUUCUUUCGUCAUCUCUUCCCUUUCUCUCUCAACAUUCCCAUUUAUCAUAUUCCUUCCCUAUUCCAUCGAUCUUUCUCUCCGCUUUUAUAUACAGAACUCAUCGGCCAUCAAUCCUUAGUCCCCGAUCUAUCAACGUUUUCGUUUCUUCGCUAUUAUCAGAGCACCCGAUUAGAUCUAUAGAUCGUGUUUUUGUUUCUCCAGAUUACGACAUCAUGUCGGAAGAACACAGACUUCAGGAACCACGAUUAUGCGCUAACGAUUGUGGGUUCUUCGGAAACACAGCUACGCAAAAUCUCUGCUCUAAAUGUUUUACAGAUCUAAAGCACGAAAAGGAAAACUCCUCCACAGCCAAAAACGCCCUCAAGCAGACUCUCGCCGCCGUUUCUACUGGCUGUGUUGCUUCCUCCUCCCUAUCCUCACCACCUCCUCCAGCGGAUCUGACGUCAGAUCUGAAAGAAGUCAACACAAAGAACCCAGAGAAAAGGUCAGCGACCAAGCCCGAGGAGGAGCAGAAGCCGGCCCAACAAGAUCCGAAACGUUGUUUAACUUGCCGGCGGCGCGUGGGGAUCACAGGUUUUAGGUGCCGUUGUGGGUUCGUGUUUUGUGGAAGCCAUAGGUACGCAGAGCAGCACGAAUGCACCUUCGAUUUCAAGCGGGUCGGGAAGGAGAAGAUCGCUAAGGCUAAUCCGAUUGUGAAAGCCGAGAAGCUCAAGAAGAUCUGAAAGAAUUGUAUUGGGUGUAAAUUUAUCAUCAUCAGUUUAAUCUUAAUUUGAUUUCUUCUCAGUUUGGCUAUAAAAUGAUGCGUUCUUUAGAUUCAAUAAAUUUUUAACCUGAUAUUAGUGAACAAUCG
Molecule: messenger RNA, 936 nt
Organism: Eruca vesicaria subsp. sativa (arugula)
Lineage: Eukaryota; Viridiplantae; Streptophyta; Magnoliopsida; Brassicales; Brassicaceae
Source: the annotation of a GenBank genome assembly